AUGCUGGGUCGACUCAAAAUGAACGUUGAAGACUGUCUGAAGGUCUACGAAGAUCUUAUGGGAACCAUAUUUGGGACUAAGGCUCACUAUUUGCCUAUCUCAGCGUCCGCGAAUGUCCAUGCACGGUACGAUCCAAAGCGAGUCAAGCAGGCUAUAGAGGAAGUGCUCCGCAAACACGGUCUUCCGGAAGAUUGUCCGCUCCAUGAUGAAUUAGAUCAGAGAUGUAGAGUCUUUGUGUGUUGCGUCGCCAAGGGCACUACGACGGCUGAGCGAAUCCGUAGCUACGACCAGAAGCUACAUCGCAACAUUUCCGCAACAAUCUCGCAAGCUGCUUUGGCCACCUCGGCUGCAACAAGUUACUUUCCACAUGUCACGAUUGGGCCCAGUGAGUACGUAGAUGGGGCUUUGCUCGUGAAUAAUCCUGUUACAGAGGUAGAGUCAGAGGCACAGGGCCUCUGGGGCUCCGACCAGGCCGAAUUGAAAUCUCUUGUCAAGUGCUUUCUUUCAAUUGGGACUGGCACCCCAGCGAAAAAGGCCGUGGCGGACAACUUAUUCAAAUUGGCGGGUAGCAUGAAGGAUAUUGUGACAGAUACAGAAGCAACAAAUCAAAAGUUUCAAGAUAGAUGGCGGGGGAAGCUGAAUGAGAGACGAUUGUUCCGCUUCGAUGUAGCUCGAGGACUACAGGAUAUUGACCUGGCCGACUAUACGAAGCAGGGUACCAUCGUGGAACUUACGGAGGAGUAUAUGGAUGAGGCAGACGCACAGAUCAAGCUCCAAGCUUGUACAGAGAACCUUAUGGGAAAAGAAUGUAAGUGCAACAAGCCAUUCCUACGCAACAGAUGUUUGAAAUGGGAGCAGUGUCUCAUGAGCACUGACAAUGCGGCCAGUGCAAGGUACUCCCUUACAAUUUCGCGAAACAGUCAUAGUAAGAUUCAUGAAAAGAUCUUCGCGAUUCUUGCUAAGAAGGCACAGUCAUACACACUUCGAGAAGUGCAGGGUAGUUAUGAUCUUAAAGAACUGCGUGAAUGCAGAGCUGUGCUUCGCGUUACCAAUGUCGAAAAAGAUAGAGAGGACUUGAGAGCUAAAAAGGGCACCAGAGUGCCCGGAACUUGCGAGUGGAUCAUAAAAGAUACGCUGUAUCAGGAGUGGCAGGGAUCAGGUCCUGAUGCGCUCUGGAUUACAGCAGACCCCGGUCGAGGAAAGACAAUGCUUUCGCUAUUCAUUCUCGAGCAUAUUGAAAGAUCUGUCGGACAAUCGAUUAACUCUCCUGACUCUACGGUACAAGAUCAAGAUGAAAAGGAGAUUGAUCUGUAUUACUUCUUCUGCAGUAGCGAGGAGGGCAGUCGCCGAAGCGCUUUGUCGGUUUUCAGGAAUCUGAUAAGUCAAAUUGUCAGUAAACACCAAGAUCUCAUGAAGCACGUGUUAGAUUAUCUUAGUAACAAUCGACCAAUACACCAUGUGGACAAUCAGCCGGAAAAUGGAAGCCGACAGAAAUCUAAGAAUGAGGAAAAGAAAGAUCAGCCUUCUCGAGCCGCAAACAUUCAGACUUCAACCGAGCAAAGAUUCCCUGCGCAAACCAAAUUUGUGAAAAGCCUUCUUCGUUCGGCCGGCAAGCCUGAGAAUGACAGCGAGCCGCACAUUGAAGCGCAGACGCACAAGCAGUCGGGUGAUAGAUCGACAAACAAGUCACGUUUCCUGCAUAGCAUGUUGGGUAAGACUGGCAAAGUGGAACAAGGUAACGAUGAUUCCGAAGAUCAGCAAGAGACACGUCGAGGAAGUGCUUCAGGUAGCUCUGUCGAGACUCCCGAGCGAGAUUCACCAAAAUCUCGUCAGCUCGAGCUGCUUGAUGUCAGUGAACUCUCGUUCAUUCUGAGAAAGCUAAUCCGAGAGCUGCCGGUUGAUAAGGCAUAUUUCCUCCUGGACGGUGUCGAUGAAUGUCUUGAAGAAGACCAUGAAGUUCUCACAUUAACCUUGCUCAAGCUGUGGGAUGUUGAGCCUGGAAAAUUCAAGAUUCUCUUCGUCAGUCGAUUCAUUGGCGGAAUGGGUGCAACACCAACCAUCAGGCUGAAAGACACCGAGCAGACGAAAGGUGACAUUGAAAAGUUUGUUGCGAGGAGUGUUGAAGAGCUUGGAUACGUCAAGGGUCUCGAUACAAUCCAAGGAGAGGUAGAACAAAAGCUCUCCGACGGUGCAGAAGGAACAUUCUUGUGGGUCAGCCUUGUGAUACGCGAGCUCAAGAAGAAAAAGACUUGCACGGAAAUCCUAGAUGCAAUCAGGGAUGUCCCACCGGGUCUUGAUGACAUGUACAAAGACAUGCUGCGUCACAUCGAGCCAAAACACCAACGAAAUGUAUACCAAAUUCUUCGUUGGGUCGUCGCAGCUGUCCGACCUCUCACUUUGCAAGAGCUUUCUGAGGUGAUUGGGACCCAGCCAUCGGAGUCAGUGUCAGAACAAUCUGUGCUCGACAGUGUAACCACAACUGAAGGUCUCUUAAAGGUUUCGGGUAACGAGGUGACACUUAUUCAUUCCUCAGCCAGAGACUUCCUGGUCAAUUUUGACACUAGUAACGUCGAAGCUUUGAAACGAGCCCCUGAAGAGAUUGAGGCCCUUCAUUGUGAAAUCGCUCAGUAUUGCUAUGAAGUCAUUUUGCGAAGCAAUCUCAGACGGUCCGAGAUCAAAAUCAGCGAGCGCCCCGACACAGCAGAGCCUAAAAUGCUCAAGUACGCGAUCAAAUACUGGAUGGAACAUGUGAAACUUUCUAAUUGGGCUGAAGAUAAUUUCAAUCCGAAUGAUGAAUUUUUCCAAAAAGACUCGAAGCUGCGCAAGAAUUGGUGGACCGCUCACUUGGAAGAUUCACAGAAUGACGACCCUAAAAGUUUCAACGUCGCAUCUUUCUUACACCUGGCCGCCUAUUUUGGAAUAGUACCAUGGAUCAAACCAGCGUUUGAUGGCAAAGGCUGGAUCUCAAAUAAGGCAACGAUGCUGAUGGAGCUGGAUCAUUAUUGGAGGACACCUCUCCAUAUCGCAGUAGAGCAAGGUCAUGGGCCUGUCGUAUCACUUCUGCUUGAUCAAGGGGUGAACAUCGAAAAACGAGAGGCUAGUCUUUUUGCCACACCGUUACAUCUGGCGGCGCGGAAUGGCCAUAAGAACAUCUGCGAGAUCUUGCUCGAACACAAAGCAAAAAUAAACGCGCGUAAUCGUUUCGACUCUACUCCGCUGACAGAAGCAGCUCGAGGAGGCCAUAUCAACGUUGUCGAACUCCUAGUAAGACGAGGCGCUGACAUCAAUGGUUCCAUAGACAAAACGCGAAAGUCUCUACACCGACAGAUAUCCAAUCUGCCAGGUUAUACCGAACGAGCACUUGGACGGAUCGAGGCUCUUGAAUAUGCCGAACGAUCAACGCCAAUGAUUGAAGCGGCUCGCCAGAACCAUGCUAAAAUUAUCAGAUAUUUGAGUGCAAACGGCGCGAAUGUGGAAGCGAAGACCCUGGCAGGAUACAACGCUCUACAUAUUGCGGCCUAUCAUGGUCAAGUCAAAGCGCUAGAUGCAUUGGUCGAUGUUGGCGCUCUUUUGGAGGCUAAAGAUGAUCAUACUCAUACACCGUUGUUCAUGGCAUCAUGGCAAAACCACCCAGAUGCUGUGAGGUGGUUACUAGACCAUCAGGCCGACAGUGAGGCCGCCACAAGCUGGGGGUUCACCCCUCUCCUUGUUGCAUCCGUGAAUGGGUACGUGGAGCCAAUGAAGAUCUUACUCGGUGCCCAGGCGAAGCAUGAGGCCAAAGAUGAAAAUGGAUAUACCUCUCUGUCUGUUGCGGCUAAGAAUGGCAAAGUGGCUGCAGUGCAGCUCUUGAUAGAUUCUGGCGCUGAAGUCAAUACCGAGGAUAACGUGGGAAACAUACCAUUGUCGCGCGCGAUACAUGAAAACCUCACGGACGAGCAUAUAGAGGUGAUUCAAUUGCUUUUGAAACAUGGCGCAAAGGUGAACCAUGAGGACAAGAACGGUCUCACACCAUUGAUGAAAGCAGCACAGCUGAGCAACGGAGAUGCAGCAAGCGUUUUGCAGCAUCUCCUAGAGGCUGGUGCGACUCUUGAUGCAACAGACAAGAGAGGACAAACAGCAUUUAUGCAUGGCUUCAAGUGGGGUUCGAACAAAACCCAAGAGUUCUUAAUGAGUAAAGGCGCGGUCAUCAAUGCAAGAGACAAUCUGGGCGACGAUGCACUGAUCAUUGCUGCUGGUUUCUCGAAUCCCAGCGCUGUUACCUUAUUACUCGAGCAUGGGGCCGAUAUCAAAACCCGUAACACCUUAGGUAUAACGCCACUGAUAAAGGCAGCCAGCUGUGGCUUGUAUACCACAGUUGAGCUGUUGCUAGAUCGCGGCGCAGACAUCGCGGUACUAGACGAAGAAGGCAAAUCAGCAAUCGAUCAUGCUGCAGCGAGAGAGCGAGGAAAUGUCAUGAAGAUCUUGAAAGCUAGAGGAGCUAGUCGCGAGAACCUGAGAAUCCAAGACCGUGCUUUCGUCGGCCUGUCGACUGUGGAAGUCUACCGGCCUGUGGAAGAUUGUAGGAUCAGUGAGCGCGAAUGGGAGAAUCGGGAGUUGAACAGAUUAGCGACAUCCUCACUCGGUGAGGAGAGUGGCGAUCAGAGUGCGAAGGAUCAAAGUGCGCGUGAAGAGCCAGCAGAUCUCACCGAGAAUUCUGGCUUGAGCACGAAUGUCGCCAAAGAAGGCGAGUUAUAA
Molecule: messenger RNA, 4734 nt
Organism: Bacidia gigantensis
Lineage: Eukaryota; Fungi; Ascomycota; Lecanoromycetes; Lecanorales; Ramalinaceae
Exons: 2
Coding region: 1-4734 (1577 amino acids)
Biological process (GO): lipid metabolic process; proteolysis
Molecular function (GO): aspartic-type endopeptidase activity; protein binding
Source: RefSeq, a predicted model, not a curated record